GAAGUUCAAAUUUACUCAAUUUAGAUUUUGAAAGCGAUCGAGAGCAAAGCGAGUUGCAGAAUAAUUAAAAUGACAAUUUAUUAUUGUAAACAAAUGGUAGAUAUUUUAUCAAUGAUUUUUGUCAUUUGUCAUCGAAAAAAGGCUUUGUGAAUCGCCCCCACUGGUCAUUUAAUAAGGGGAUGAAGUGACAGAAAAGUGAUCAAAUUAGCCGAGGGUGGCUUUUAGAGAUGAUCCCCUGCGGACGUAAUCACAUUUGUUCGUUUCAUCCAAGUAAUUUAUUAAACAAGUUAAGCCAUCCUUACGAUUGGAAGACAGGAGUGAAACGUCAUCAUGGUCACACUCGAGCUCAUGUCUGCAACGGCUGAUUGAUAUCCGACUAGCCUGACGCUGGGCGCUUCGUUGAACUUGCCACACGCAUUCAGGCACCCGAACACAGGCUGAAGAAACAAUAUGCCUCGAAGAGCAGUCAGCUUAAGGAGAACGAUCCUAGACGAAACAUUAACCAGAACUAAAAGAUUAGCUUAUCACAAAUGGCAAAUUAUUAUGUCGGUUUGGACUCGGUUUGAUGGGCGACUGAUCAUGUACGGGGUACAUUAGGGCAAUCAGGACUCGUUGAUGCGAAUUAUUUAACGAAGGCUACGGUUUGGAGCCUCUCUUGAAAACAAACUGCACAUGGCCCACCUUGUGAAUAGGUUUAUGUUGGCGGUUGCUGUACGCUGAUAUUAUGUUAUUUUUCUUAACUAGGAAUAGACCAACGAUUUAACCUUCAAUUUACGAGUGAAUCAUUGGAAAUUAUUCAACUACUUACUGAACCUGAUACAUGAUCCUCGAGACUUUCGACAUUCAAGCUUUGCAAAUUGCAAAGUGGUAUAUCUUUUCCCGGGGACAUUUGUAAUUCUUCACCGAGUCUCACUUUUGCUCCAUGAGUGUCAUUGGUGCUUAUUAUUAACCAUAAGUUCUAUUAUUGGAUCAAAUAUUUUGCUAUCCUUAUCAUUCAUGUUUGACAGAUGGAAAGGGUGACAUGUGCCUCAGCCUCAGGAAUGAAUCACAUUUGAACAUCGCCGUGACGCAGUUCAUAUAAUUUGAUUUGGAUAGAGAACUGCACAUCUUCAGCAAGUGUUCACAUUAGAUUUCACUCGUUACCAGAAAACAAGUUUAGUGUGUUCUCAAAGGUCACUGGACGCGGCUGCUGGGAUUUUCCAAACUCUUAUGAUGAAUCUUCGUUACAUACUUUGAUCAAGGAUACACGCACGUACCUCAACACGCCUAUAACUGUACCUCAGCACCACGGUUUUACUUUCACCCUUUACGAGAAGUCAGGGUUUUUCUUUACCCUGAACAUUCACAGCUUGUCGCCUUCUAUAUAUUUUCGUGACAAAAUUACUUUAUGAGGAAUCAUUAUAAUCGGACAAAAGAAUUCCUGAAGUAAUGUAAUCCCAUAACUGAUGAUAAUAUACUCAGAAGUGUAUAUCUUUGCGAUUUACCCCACUCUCUACAGGGAUCAUUUGCUUCUGAAUGUUCACAGGGCGUUGCUGUAGACUCUAGAAUUGCCUCAUGCCCAAAUUGCAUAUCCGACAAUGAUGGAUUCUUACAAUACUACCACAGGUAUAUCUGAAGUACAACAUGAUAUAUCAUAUGUUCGCUAUGUGUUGGUCAGUGUCUUCUUUCUGCCGUGUGCCAUUGUCAUUUUUGUCGGAAACACCUUUGUCCUGUUGGCGUACAAGAGGGACAAACGGAUCCGGAGAAAUACAACCAACGCCUAUAUUCUCAACCUUGCUGUGGCCGACCUUCUUGUGAGUGUCGUCAUGGCAAUUCAUUUUCCUUUAUAUCUUACAGGUAAGUGGGAGUUUGGCGGGGCGUCUUGUAUCAUCUUCAUGGUGCUGGACUACACAGUGACGGACAUGUCUGUAAUGACGAUCAUCGCCAUCAGCGUCGACAGGUACCUUAUGGUGCACAAUUCCCUUCGGCAUCUAUCGAGACAAUCCCACAAGAGGGUAGCCAUCAUUUGCAGUAUCCUCUGGAUAAUCUGUCUAGCUACCCAGUCGACUCUAGCCUUCACCUACUCAUCAAGGACAGGAUUCGUGCAUGAUGAGAACAGAAUAGCCACAUGCGACAUUGGGUACGGAAAGAAUCUGGGCGUCAUCAUUAUGAUGUUCUUGGUGGAGUUCCUGGUUCCUGCCAUAUGCGUCUUCGCCCUGAAUCUCAAAGUGUAUUAUCGUUUGAAGAGACGUACCGACAUGCUCCAAACCAGGCAAGGUCGAGACCACCUAGUAUCAUAUGCAGCUCCCCUGGAUGAUAGAGCGUCUCAGACGACCUUCUCGGAAAACAAUUACAUGCGGAUUCAUGGAAGCGCAUCAGGUUCUCAACACCAAAAAGCGGCAAGAUUCUUGGCAUUGCUUCUGAUUGUCUUCACAAUAUGCUGGUUGCCCUACUAUAUCAACGAUUGCUAUACGUAUUUCCAUCUAUCCGGUGCUCGUAAUGAAGCGCUUACCCAUCUCGUGGUAUUCAUUCUGUGGAUGAAUUCUGCCAUAAAUCCAUUCUUGUACGCUUUCACCAACGUCUUCUUCAAGGAGAAUUUCAAGCAGUUUCUGAGAUGCAAGUAAUUAAAGACAACGAGUUUGGUUAAAAAAAAGACUCUCUUUUUAGUUCAAAUCACAGACAAAUUUAAUAUGCAGAGAUUAUUGGUUUCUUCAUGAUAAAAGAAUGAACUUACGCUCCACAAUAUUGUAUUCAUAUUUUGUCUUAAGUUAUUCAUCUUUGUUUUCAUAACCUUUGUUUCUAAUGAGUGCGCGUGUGUGUAAUUGGGUUUUUACAGACGUCUAUCGAUCAGAUAUGAUUAUUUACGUCUGCUAUGUUUGUUUGACUUCAAUUUGUUCUUAUGAAGUAUACAGACAGUGGCGGUACAAGGCUGGGGGCUUAGGGGCACGGCCCCCACCCCUGGCAAAAAAAAAGUUUA
Strongylocentrotus purpuratus (purple sea urchin) is the source of this 2956-nucleotide messenger RNA. Its product is annotated as histamine H4 receptor-like. The transcript has a single exon. Gene Ontology annotation, molecular function: G protein-coupled acetylcholine receptor activity; G protein-coupled serotonin receptor activity. NCBI's taxonomy places the organism in Eukaryota, Metazoa, Echinodermata, Echinoidea, Camarodonta, Strongylocentrotidae. Gene Ontology annotation, cellular component: membrane; synapse; dendrite. The record is from RefSeq and is a predicted model, not a curated record. Gene Ontology annotation, biological process: chemical synaptic transmission; adenylate cyclase-inhibiting G protein-coupled acetylcholine receptor signaling pathway; G protein-coupled receptor signaling pathway, coupled to cyclic nucleotide second messenger. The coding region runs from base 1578 to 2603 and encodes 341 amino acids.